AUGGCGGCUCCCUUAGAUGAUGAUAUUGAGUCUAACAAUCAGGACUUCUAUUCACUGCUCAACGUUAGGAAAGAGGCCACAGCUGAGGAGCUAAAGGCAUCAUAUCGGAGGCUAUGUAUGCUCUACCAUCCAGACAAACACAGAGACCCAGAGCUGAAAAGACAAGCUGAGCAACUUUUCAACCAGGUUCACCAAGCUUAUGAAGUGCUGAGUGAUGCUCAUUCCAGAGCUAUCUAUGACAUCUUUGGGAAGAAAGGGCUGGAGGUGGAAGGCUGGGAGGUGGUGGAGAGGAAGAGGACACCGGCAGAAAUUCGAGAGGAAUAUGAAAGGCUACAGAGAGAGAGAGAGGAGAGGAGACUGCAGCAAAGAACAAACCCUAAGGGCACCAUCAGCGUUGGUGUGGAUGCAACGGACCUGUUUGACCGCUAUGAUGAAGACUUUGAAGAGAUGCCAGGAGGAGGCUUUCCUCAUAUUGAAAUCAACAAGAUGCAUAUUUCUCAGUCUAUAGAGGCUCCUUUGACGAACUCUGACACAGCAGUGCUGUCUGGUUCGCUCUCCACGCAUAAUGGGAACGGAGGAGGAAACAUUAACAUGACCGUGCGCAGGGUUAUGUCAGCCAAGGGCUGGGGGGAGGUGGAGUUUGGUGCGGGAGACAUACUGGGACCUCUUAUUGGGUUAAAGGUGUUUCGCAAUGUCACACCACGGUGUUUCAUGACAGCCCAGUGCGGUUUACAGUUCUCACCUCGAGGUUUGCGACCGAGUUGUUCUCUGAUGACAGCGCGGCACCUGGAUCAGAACACCAUGGGUUAUCUUCAGUGGCGCUGGGGGCCCAACAGCGCCAUGACUACCAGCCUCGUCCGAGACACCAAGAGCAGCCACUUUACUCUAGCUCUGCAGCUGGGCGUGGCACACUCCUACCUGAUGAUGAGCUACCAGUACAAGUUCCAGGAUGAAGACCAGACCAAAGUUAAAGGAUCUGUGAAGACAGGCUGGUUUGGCACUGUGGUAGAAUAUGGAGCAGAGAGAAAGAUCAGCCGACACAGUAUACUGUCAGCCACUGUCAGCAUUGGGGUCCCGCAGGGAGUUACACUCAAGAUCAAGCUGGCACGUGCAAAUCAAACAUACCUGUUCCCAGUCCAUCUGACUGAUCAACUGCUGCCCAGCGCCGUCUUCUAUGCCACUGUGGGACCUCUGCUGGUCUACAUGGCCGUCCACAGGCUGAUCGUUAUCCCGUACACACAAGCACAGAAAGAACAAGAGCUGGAGCUGCAGAGGAAGAGCUCUGCCACAGACAUCGCCAAGAAGAAGCAGGAGGCAGAGUCUGCUGUUCUGCUGAUGCAGGAGUCUGUGAGGAGAAUCAUAGAAGCAGAAGAAUCCAAGAUGGGCUUGAUCAUCCUGAAUGCUUGGUAUGGGAAGUUUGUGUCAGACACCAGCCAGAAGCAGGAGAAAGCCAAGGUCAUCGAUGUGACCGUGCCUCUACAGUGCCUCGUCAAAGACUCCAAACUCAUCCUCACUGAGGCCUCUAAGUCAGGGUUGCCCGGUUUCUACGACCCUUGUGUAGGCGAAGAGAAGAGCCUAAAAUUACUCUACCAAUUCAGGGGUGUCUUGCACCAAGUCAUCUCUGCAGACACAGAGUCGCUACGGAUACCCAAGCAAUCUCACAGAAUUGAGUCCGAGUCCUAGAGGGCAGCGCUGUUGGAGUACGGCGAGGCAAACGGACUGUGUGUGAACAGAAGAACCCAAGAAUGGAGGCGGUCACAUCGAAAAUAAGCUGGCCUCUCUCCUCUGGCCUUCUUCUGUUGUGACGUUAGCAAAUCCGAUAGUUCCUCCACUCCUCGUGUUUUCCUGUGGGCCAGCAGAAUUCAGUCAGCACUGACAAGAUGUUGCCCUUUGUGUCCCCACACCUGAGAGAGCUGCUCAAAUACCUGCCUUCUGCAGGGGAGAAGACCCUACAACCCUACAGACCUACAACAUAGAUUUAUAUAUGCACUACACAAGAGGGCCUGAUACUCCCUCAGUGAUGAGCUAAAAGUGGGGGCUCUACUUUACCCCAUAUCAUUGUAGUCUUUGUCCUAUAUGUGUAUCACAUUGAUAGUUUUGAUCUAAUAUUGGUAUGGCAUAGUCAUUGCAAUAAUUCAUGUAAAUGUUUCUGGUCGCAGAUCACGUCUCACUAACCCCGAGGCUAGCUACGACUGAGGAAUGACUAAACUCGUAUUUUUUUUUAAUUUCUCAUCAUCCGCUCAAAGAAAUCAUCCUAAUUUAUUUAUGAUUUUAGUGCCGCUAUCUGCUGCUCACUGCGGUGCCGGUCGGCAGGUGCUAACUGGUGCUCUGAACUUGUAUCUGUGAAGGCUGAGAUGUGGAAGAAAGGGGAGGGCUUGCUCGGGGAGGGAACGCGGCAGUUGCCCUUUAAUGGUAGAGUUCCAACUAAAGAGAGGGAGAGAAGCUCAAAUUCCACAUAUUGAUUUUUAAUAUCUAUUCUAGACUGCAAUUUAAAGGCAAAAAUUAAACUUGGAUUUGAUUUGCGUCAGUGUUUAUUGAUUGACUGUGAAGCUGCAGCCAAAACAGAAUUUUCUAUAAGGACUUUAAAUACAGUGAAGGUUAUAGUUUGUACUUCUCUGAUGUAUAUCUGGAACAAAUCCAGUGGUAGCAGCAAAAUACUGACAUGGAUUUGAAACAUUUGAACUUGGAUUAUUUUGUAAUUGGUUGGAUGCAAAUUGGAGAAGAUCAGCACUUUUGCCACAUGUAGCUCAUUUGCUGCUGAUGUAAUUCAUUGAGCUUAACACGUUGGCUAUGAAAUCAAGCCCAGCUGCAGUAACAGAUCAGAUGAUUCCCCCUUUACACUCCACAAUUGCCAUAUCUGUAAUAGGGCUGUGCAUAUGCAAGCCACUUUACAACCCACCUCUACCUUUCAUGGUUUGUAUUGAUCUGAAUUGAUCAUUCUUAUUCACUAUAUUGCCAAAAGUAUUCGCUUGUCUGGCUUCACACACUUUUGAAAAACCCGUUUUUAAUCCACAGAGUUUAAUAUGAUGUUGGUCCACCCUUUGCAGCUAUAACCGCUUCAACUCUUCUGGGAAGGCUUUCCACAAGGUUUAAGAGUGUGUUUAUGGGAAUUUGUACAUUUGUGAGG
Molecule: messenger RNA, 3127 nt
Organism: Neolamprologus brichardi
Lineage: Eukaryota; Metazoa; Chordata; Actinopteri; Cichliformes; Cichlidae
Product: dnaJ homolog subfamily C member 11-like
Biological process (GO): cristae formation
Source: RefSeq, a predicted model, not a curated record